Molecule: messenger RNA, 1043 nt
Organism: Caenorhabditis elegans
Lineage: Eukaryota; Metazoa; Nematoda; Chromadorea; Rhabditida; Rhabditidae
Gene: mpst-4
Product: Putative thiosulfate sulfurtransferase mpst-4
Exons: 3
Coding region: 52-1023 (323 amino acids)
Molecular function (GO): thiosulfate-cyanide sulfurtransferase activity; sulfurtransferase activity
Source: RefSeq, marked reviewed
AGUUUAUCGUUUUGUCACAAGCGAUUAUCAACCAAUCAAGAAAGAAGAGCCAUGGCUGUCGAUAUGAUUGUCGAGCCCAAAUGGGUUGUCCAAAACUUUGGAAACAUCCGAAUCCUCGAUGCUUCAUGGACCUUCAAGCCGAAAGCCGAUGUUGCCGAGUACAAGGCCAAGUACUACAACAAGUUCGGUGUUGGAAUGAAUGAGUUGAAGAAUCCCGAGUACCUUGCCGAGCACAUCAAUGGAGCUGCACACUUCAACUUCGACAUUGCCUACUACCCAUCGGAGGACGAACGUUUCACUUUGUACACUCCAGAGGAAUUCUCGUCGUAUGUCAAGAGAUUGGGUGUCUUCAAUGGAGAUCACUUGGUUAUCUAUGGACGUGGAAAAGAUGGUGGUAUGGCUGCUGCUUCUCGUGCAUACUGGACAUUCAGAUACUACGGUUAUACAACUGUAUCUGUGUUGAACGGUGGAAUCGAAGCAUUCAAACUUGCCCAAGGUGUCGUUCAAUCUGGUGAGAGCAUGAUCUCAUCUGGAAACUACGAAGUUAAGUCGGUGGACAACAACAUUCUUGCCAAGAUGACCGAUAUUCCAUUUGGCAACUUGGCCAGCAUCAAGUACUUGGAUGCUCGUUCAAGGAAGAAUUCAUCGGAAAAGUUCCAAUCGGAUAUCCAGAUUCGAAGGCCGAGGGUAUUCGUUGCAAGGAUGCAAUUCACUUCCCAAUCGGAGAAGUUUGUGCUGCAAAGGGAUUCAAGAAGAAGACUGAUUGUGAUCAAGCUUUUGCCGCCAAGGGAAUCAAGGUCGGAGACACUGUCGUCAUUAGCUGCGGAAUCGGACUUUCGGCUUCUGCCAUCUGCCUCGCCGCUGCUCGUUCUGGAAUCGUUGCCAAGCUGUACAAUGGAGGAGUCCACGAGUUGGCUUACAAGGCUCCACAACACCUCAACAUGCGAGUCACUUUGUUACUACACGCGAUUACUGUACUUAGAUGUACAUACAUACAUUUUACCUUUUUGUAUGCAAUUGUAAUAAAGAUUGAAAGAAUUGUC